Nematocida minor is the source of this 363-nucleotide messenger RNA. RefSeq lists its product as uncharacterized. NCBI's taxonomy places the organism in Eukaryota, Fungi, Microsporidia. The transcript has a single exon. The coding region runs from base 1 to 363 and encodes 120 amino acids. The record is from RefSeq and is a predicted model, not a curated record.
AUGCACUACAGAAGACUGUGUUUAAACAGCCUGAAAGACCUCUUGAGAGAGUGGAAAAUAAAAAUAAAGAAGUGGAAGAAAGACAUAAAAGAGCACAGAGAGAAAGUAAAGAAAGGCCUUGUAACGAUAGAGUGCUACUACGAAGAUGAGAAGCAAUGGAGAGCAAAGAUAAAGUGCAUAGCAAAAGAGCUGUGCAUAGAUGCCAUAUGGUUCAGCGUCUUUCACACGCACUCAUCACAGAGCAGUGAAGAGAUAGCAGAAAGAGUAACAGAAAGACUCGAGAACGAUGUACGAAGAAAAGAAGAAGAGAAAGAGAACACAAGAGCAUUAAAACUUAGACACUUAUACGGCAGCAGGUACUAA